CAAAACAUAAGGCUACAGCAACGCACCAUCGCAAACACGGGAUAUAUAUAAUUAUUUUUACUAACAAGUUCCUAUUAAUGUGAUGUGACAUUUUCACGAAGAUUUACGAAAAGUCAGUACCUUUUUGUCAGUGGAUCGACUGUGUGAACGACGCCUUUGGAUAAGUGUUGUUGUUUAGUACGCAGAACAACAGUUUUGUCGACGAAUUCCAUUAGUUUGGUUGCGUUUGCCAAGGUAAAUGCCCAUGUGUCGUUCAUUUUAAAUAUUUUAUAAUGAUACAAUUAGCAUUUAUCACGAUCGGCUUAUUAUUUAAGUACAUUUAGAUUUAUAAAAUAUAUUAAUUAUUAUAUGGCUAUGAAACACUUCACUUUAUCUUAACACUGGAUUAUUUAUUUUCAAAUAUUAAAUCUUAUCACUCGGUGCAGAUUUUGCAUGUGAUUACACGAAAAGGGCGCGUGUAAGCAGAUAAAAUGACAGACAACAGCCAACAAGUUCUAGCGUGGAAAACACAUACUAUUUCAUAUAAUAUUGGGUACGACAAAUUAAAAGACAGUAAAAACUGGUCGAGCAAUUUUUAUUUUGUUGUCGGCGCUGAUCCUCAGUUAGGUUAUAAUACCUCGUUUCAAGAUCGGGAACCAACAGACUGGCAAGAAGAAAUGAAUAGAUCUAUAACGGCUGUGGAGAAAAUCAACGCUUUAACGCCUAGACCUCAGUUUGUAGUGAUUUGUGGUGAUUUAGUGAAUGCCAUGCCCAAUAAAGAAGAAAAAUUGAACGAAUUACAAGUAAAAGAUUUUAAAAAGGUGUACAGUAAGUUACACCCAUCUAUAUCACUUGUAUGUGUAUGUGGUAAUCAUGAUGUAGGUGAUGUACCAGAUAAACAAUCUAUUACUAAGUAUCGUAGCGAAUUUGGCCAUGAUUAUUUUUCAUUUUGGUGUGGUGGUGUACUAUUUUUAGUCCUGAAUUCUCAGUAUUAUAAGAUGAACAAAGUAGAGGAAAUGGCAAAAGAACAAGAACAAUGGUUAAAAGAACAGCUUACUAAACAUAAAGGACAACGAAUUAUUUUAUUCCAACAUAUACCCUGGUUCUUAAAAGAUAUUAAUGAAGAAGAUCAAUAUUUUAAUAUUAAUAAACAAUUAAGAAAAGAGAUGAUUGAAAAAUUUUUUGAAGCUGGUGUUACUCAUAUAUUUUAUGGACACUGUCAUAGAAACUACAGAGUAUUCUAUAAAGACUUGGAAAUGAUUACUACUAAUGCCAUUGGUAAUCCACUUGGAAAUGAACCGCCUGGUUUGAGAAUAGUAAAAGUUUAUCAAAAUAACAUGACACAUACAUAUUUUCCUUUUGAAAAAUUACCUAGUUUUGUUAAUGUUUAAAAUUUCAAUUAGUUAAGCUGUAAGAUAAUUUAUAUACCUUUAAACAUAAAUAUACUACAUAAUUGUUAUAUAUUAUACAAAAAUAAAUUAUAUAAUACAUUUUGA
Molecule: messenger RNA, 1475 nt
Organism: Adelges cooleyi (spruce gall adelgid)
Lineage: Eukaryota; Metazoa; Arthropoda; Insecta; Hemiptera; Adelgidae
Product: serine/threonine-protein phosphatase CPPED1-like
Exons: 6
Coding region: 471-1370 (299 amino acids)
Molecular function (GO): hydrolase activity
Source: RefSeq, a predicted model, not a curated record